Messenger RNA from Cyphellophora attinorum, 1425 nucleotides. RefSeq names its product 2-heptyl-3-hydroxy-4(1H)-quinolone synthase. Lineage: Eukaryota; Fungi; Ascomycota; Eurotiomycetes; Chaetothyriales; Cyphellophoraceae. The coding region runs from base 1 to 1425 and encodes 474 amino acids. The record is from RefSeq and is a predicted model, not a curated record. The transcript has 3 exons. Gene Ontology annotation, biological process: secondary metabolite biosynthetic process.
AUGGUCAUCCUACCCCCUCCCGUACACAUCGCCAUCAUCGGCGCCGGUCCAGCAGGUCUCGGCGCCGCCAUUGCCUUGUCCCAACUCAACAACAACUCCUCCUCAUUCCCACACCUCCACAUCAAAAUCUACGAGAAAGCUCACCUCCUCCGUGAGAUCGGCGCCGGGAUCCGCAUCGGCUACAACUGCUGGCGGGUGCUAGAACUUCUCGGAGCAAGCCAGGAUGUCCGUGGUCAUCGUAAGGAGAAAGUGCUGCAUCGGAAUGGCUUUACUGGAGAGGUACUGCUGCGGACGGACAAUACCGUUCAUGGCGGGAGGGAGGUGGAGAGGAAGGUUGAAGAGGGGAUCAUCGAACUUGGAAAGCAAGUUGUGGCGUUGGAGCGCGUGCCGGUCGAUCAAGGUGGUGGUGCGCGGCUAACGUUCGCGGACGGCACCUCAACUCACGCCUCUCUCGUCAUCGGCGGCGACGGGAUCCGCUCCAUCGUCCGCCAGAGCCUCUUCCCCUCGCACAACACUCGCUUUACCGGCACCACGAUCUUCCGCACCCUGAUCCCCAUCAGCUCCGUACAGCAUAUUCCCGACGUGGCCGAGGGCACGAGCUGGUGGCAUGGGCCCGAUGGGCAUGUGUAUUUGUCGCCGGUCGAUGAUCCUGAAGAGAUAGGGUAUAGGAAUGCUGAUGGGUGGCAAGAGAGGAUGUUUGAGAUAAGCUGUCGGAGGACUUUUGCAGUGGAGGAGGAGGCGGAGGAGAAGAAGUUCAGUUGGGGCGUGCCGGUGAGCAAGCAGAGGGUUGGGAGUCACUUCACGGACUACGACGCCCGCCCUCGCGCCGCCCAAUCCGCCGUGCCCGAAGGCGCCUGGAAGGAGUUCGCCGCCUUCGCCGGACCUCGCCUAGACACCCUCAUCGGAUGGGACUGUGUUGCUCUGCUGGGUGAUGCCAGCCAUCCGCUUACCGGCGCGUUUGGGUCAGGAGCCGCUUUCGCUCUCGAAGACGCUUGGAUCUUAGCGCGGGCGAUCGAGUAUACCCCCCUUCAUCACAGCCAGCAGUCACAGCAGCAACAACUAGGUCAGGCUUUGCGGAUCUUUGACGAGAUUAGGAGCCCUUAUUAUGCUGAGAUGUACCGCUUCCUCGAUCUUCGAAAGCGACAAGUUCAAGCUGCGAAACAAGCCAACCCAAACCAGACGCUAGAUGAGGAGAUACUGACGAAGCUCGGCGGACUGGGGUUGUCGGAAGAUGAUAGUAUGGACUGGAUCUACUUCAAUGACAUUGAGAAGGUCUGGGAGGCUUGGGUGGCGAAGCAGGACAAGGAGCGGCAGGAGCAGCAGCAGCCGGGUGAGAGUGUGUGUGGGGAUGGCAUUGAGAGUAUCGGGGAGGUUGUGGGGCUAGUGUUGGGUACAGGGACUGUGGUUGAGGCUGUCGCUGCGUGA